AUGAUUUCCUUGAAUGAUUAAUUUAGGUCAAAGGACUAAAUAAUAAAUAAGUAAGGCAAAUUAUUUAUAACUAUCAUAGAGCUCUGUAGAAAGAAUAAUAAAUUGAAAAUUAUGAAUGGUAAAGUUCCAUUUCAGAAUACGAAUAUUUAUUUUGGAAUUCUGAGAAUUACAGAUUUAAAAAGAUCAAAUAUGAAGUCUAAUUAACAAAAGAGAAAGAAAUUAAAUACAUUUAAGAUGGAUAGAUUCUUAGGAUGUCAGUUUAUUAUACAAAUAUAGUGAAUAAGUAAUAAAUUCAAUCUAAAAACCUGAAAUCUUGACUAACUUACAAUAGAUUAAAUAUCUUCAAUGGUCUGGAAAAUACGGGCAAUAUUCUUUGAAAAUAGGUAGAUGGUCAGCUACUUGGAAUAAUGAAAUUAUUUUAGAAAGUGGUGGAUAUUACUCUGAAGAUGGAUAGAAGCAAGGUUUAUGGAAAGAUAUAAACAGGCAAUAUUGGAGGUAAGAUAUAGUUAUUAAUCGUCACGUAUAGCGAAGCCCAAAUCUAUGAGAUAGGACUAUAUAUUGAUAAUACAAGAAGGGGAAAAUGGAAAUAUAUCUACAAUAAUAAUGAAAUGUAUUAUAAAUUGAUUAGUUUUUUAGAGGUGGAGGCUUCUAUGAUGAGAAGGGUUUAAAGAUUGGCAAAUGGAUAGAAUUGAGCGAAUGCUUUUGGAAGUAAANUAAAUUGAAGAGAACUUAGUAUAUCAAAAAUCUUUAGUAUUUCGAAUAAUAGUAAAUUAGGAAGAUAUAAUGA
Molecule: messenger RNA, 787 nt
Organism: Paramecium octaurelia
Lineage: Eukaryota; Ciliophora; Oligohymenophorea; Peniculida; Parameciidae
Source: the annotation of a GenBank genome assembly